AUGAUUGAAGACAAUAAGGAAAACAAAGACCAUUCUUUAGAAAGAGGAAGAGCAACUCUAAUUUUUUCCUUAAAGAAUGAAAUUGGAGGACUUAUAAAAGCACUGAAAAUCUUCCAGGAGAAGCAUGUGAAUCUGUUGCACAUUGAGUCCCGGAAGUCCAAGAGAAGAAACUCGGAAUUUGAGAUUUUUGUUGACUGUGAUAUCAACAGAGAACAAUUGCGUGAUAUUUUUCAUCUGUUGAAGUCUAAUACUAAUGUUCUCUGCGUGAAUCCACCUGAUAAUUUUACCAUGAAGGAGGAUGGUAUAGAAAUGGUUCCUUGGUUUCCAAAGAAGAUUUCUGACCUGGACCAUUGUGCUAACAGAGUUCUGAUGUAUGGAUCUGAACUGGAUGCAGACCAUCCUGGCUUCAAAGACAAUGUCUAUCGUCAAAGGCGGAAGUAUUUUUCAGACUUGGCUAUGAACUAUAAACAUGGCGACCCCAUUCCUAGAGUUGAAUUCACUGAAGAGGAGAUUAAGACCUGGGGAACCGUGUUCCGAGAGCUCAACAAGCUCUACCCAACCCACGCCUGCAGAGAGCAUCUCAGGAACUUACCUUUGCUUUCCAAAUACUGCGGCUAUCGGGAAGAUAAUAUCCCACAGUUGGAAGAUGUUUCAAACUUUUUAAAAGAGCGCACAGGCUUUUCCAUCCGUCCUGUGGCUGGUUACUUAUCAUCAAGGGAUUUCUUAUCCGGUUUAGCCUUUCGGGUUUUCCACUGCACACAGUAUGUGAGACACAGUUCAGAUCCCCUGUACACCCCAGAGCCAGAUACCUGCCAUGAACUUUUAGGUCAUGUCCCCCUCUUGGCUGAACCUAGUUUUGCACAAUUCUCCCAAGAAAUUGGCCUGGCAUCCCUUGGAGCUUCAGAAGAGGCUGUUCAAAAACUGGCAACGUGCUACUUUUUCACUGUGGAGUUUGGUCUGUGUAAACAAGAUGGGCAGCUAAGAGUUUUUGGUGCUGGCUUACUGUCUUCUAUCAGUGAACUCAAACAUGCACUUUCUGGACAUGCCAAAGUGAAGCCCUUUGACCCCAAGAUUGCCUGUCAACAAGAAUGUCUCAUCACAACGUUUCAGGAUGUCUACUUUGUAUCUGAAAGCUUUGAAGAUGCAAAGGAAAAGAUGAGAGAAUUUACCGAAACAAUUAAGCGCCCAUUUGGAGUGAAGUAUAAUCCAUAUACACAAAGUAUUCAGAUCUUGAAAGAUACCAAGAGCAUAACCAGCGUCAUGAAUGAGCUGCAGCAUGAUCUCGGUGUUGUCAGCAACGCCUUUGCUAAGGUCAGCCAGCGCCGAGCAUCUGA
Molecule: messenger RNA, 1334 nt
Organism: Pipistrellus nathusii (Nathusius's pipistrelle)
Lineage: Eukaryota; Metazoa; Chordata; Mammalia; Chiroptera; Vespertilionidae
Source: the annotation of a GenBank genome assembly